UACUGGUGUACCUAUAUGGGUACCGCUCUUUCCCCUUACCCGGAUGGAUUUAAGCUAAAGGCACAACCAGCCGAACGUAAUUUUUGUCGGUACGUUUCUUUUCUGAAAACGUGGGGAAGGACUGGCAAGAGCAGGGAGGGAGUACGUCAACGCACCUCACCCGCACGGUUGCACAAGGUGUUAAGGUGACGCUGCACACCAUGGCGAUUCUCAAGGACAGCUGCUUCCACUGCUGUAAUGUCCGUGACGGCUCCCUCGUCGUCGGGGUUCUUUUUUUGGCCGUACAUGUGUUGGACUUGGGGAUCAGAGUGAUCAGCUUGUUAAGUGGUGGUUAUCUUUACGCUAUCCUCGCAGAUAUUGCCAGCGCUGUCAUCGACGUCGUGGCCAUCGUCAUCGACUCCCUGAUGAUCCAAGGCGUCAUCAAGGCCAUCAGUAAGUUCCUGUAUUGGUGGGUUGUUGCUGCAGUCAUCAUUGCGGCGCUGGGAUUCUUUGUCGUCCUAUUCGUCACGUUCUUAGGGGGAGGCCCUCAGAAUCUGAUCGUGUUCUGGAUCGUCUAUCUCGUGAAGCUCGUUCUGGUGAUCUACGGCGUCUUUGUGGUGUACUCUCACUACCAGAACCUACGUGAUGGCGUCGUGGAUGAUGGCCCGCCCGGUAUUGCAGUCGGAACCGCUUCCAGCAAUGAGAUGCAGAACACAGUGACUGAUGAUGAUGAUGACGAGGACAAGAAGAAGCGGGGGAAUCCACAGAAAGGAUUUUUUUCUUUCCUUUCUCCGAAUAUGACAGGAGUUACAUCCCAUCAGUAAUUUUCUUCCUGGAAGAUACAUUUUCUGUGAGGAAGCAAAUGAAGAUAAACAAGAAAAAGCAUUUUUGACAGUGUAAGGAAACGAAUCUGAAAUCGUCUCAAAAACUUAACAAGCAAAAACAUCCAUUGGACAAGCACAUUUUUCUAAGAUUUCUUGGGGACAGAGUAAUUUUCUUCUUGGAAGAUAAAUUUUCUGU
Molecule: messenger RNA, 999 nt
Organism: Branchiostoma floridae (Florida lancelet)
Lineage: Eukaryota; Metazoa; Chordata; Leptocardii; Amphioxiformes; Branchiostomatidae
Exons: 8
Coding region: 201-803 (200 amino acids)
Source: RefSeq, a predicted model, not a curated record